Messenger RNA from Prorocentrum cordatum, 702 nucleotides. Lineage: Eukaryota; Dinophyceae; Prorocentrales; Prorocentraceae. The record is from the annotation of a GenBank genome assembly.
AUGGUCUCAGACAUCAGGCGAGAAACUCAAAAAGGCGCCGUACCCUUUGAAGCUGCCAUAAUACAUUCUGGCCGGGCUAAUCAAUGGAGCAAAGCAUUGCAGUUGAUCUUCGAAGCGUCACGAGUGAACGUAAAAUUAAGUCCAACCCCCUUCAUCGCGACUGUCAGCGCAUGUAGGAAAGGCAGGCAAUGGCAACGGGCCUUGUCGCUGUUCAGUGAAAUGUGGAAGAUGAAGAUUGAGCUCGACGUCAUCAGCUACAGCGCUGGAAUCAGCGUGUGCGAGAUGGGCGGGCAGUGGCAGCAGGCUUUAUCCCUGCUCAGCGAGAUGCGGGAGGCAAACGUGGCGCCCAAUGUCAUCAGUUACAGCGCUGGGAUCAGCGCCUGCCAGAAAGGCAAGCAGUGGCGGUGGGCCAUGUCGCUGCUUCGCGAGAUGCGGGAGGCGCAGUUGGAGGUCAACGUCAUCAGUUACAACUCUGGGAUCAGCGCGUGCGCGAAUGGCGGGCAGUGGCAGCGGGCUCUGGCGUUGCUCGGAGAGAUGUGGGAAGACAAGUUGAAACCCAGUACGAUUACACAUCGUCACUUACAAUGCUGGGAUUUGCGCGUGCGAGAAAGGCCAGCAGUGGCAGCGGGCGUUGUCGUUGUUCAGCGAGAUUUCGGAGGCGAAGCUGGAGCCCGACGCCAUCAGCUACAAUGCUGGGAUUAG